Prorocentrum cordatum is the source of this 718-nucleotide messenger RNA. The record is from the annotation of a GenBank genome assembly. Lineage: Eukaryota; Dinophyceae; Prorocentrales; Prorocentraceae.
GUCCAGUCGGGUCCGCGUCACACCAAAAUGUGUUGUUGGCAGUUCCGUCAUUGCAAUUGUGGCUCAAGUUUUCAGCAUCGCAGCGCGAACCCCCGAGUCUUCCACGAGCUGCAGCCACUCCACCGCGAUGGCGUCGCCUCGCUCCGCCGUCCUGACCGCGUCCGUGCUGCUCGCGUGCACCGCCCUGAUGGCCGCCUUCGUGCCCUCGCCCGUGGCGUCUCGCCCGUCCGCGCAGGCCGUGCCGGCGGCGGCUCUCAGCGCAGCGGCGAUCGCGGCGCCCACCGCGGCCUACGCGGCGGAGGACUCGAGCGUGUGGAUCCCAGCGCUGUCUGCCGUGGGCGCGGGGUUCGCCAUCGGCCUCGCCGCCAUCGGGUCGGGCGUCGGCCAGGGCAUCGCCUCCGGCCGCUGCAUCGACGGCAUCAGCCGCCAGCCCGAGGUCGCCGACGAUCUCCGUGGCGUUUUGCUCCUUUCCCUCGCCUUCAUGGAGUCGCUGACGAUCUACGGGCUCGUCAUUGCGCUGGUGCUGCUAUUCGCCAACCCGCUGAUCAAGUAGGCCGAGGUUCCAGGAUCAGCGGUGAGCCGGAUGCCUCCCUGAGGGCGGGACAGUUUGAUAAGACUUCGCGGAUGUGGAGGGGACAAAAACGUUGUUGGCGGUCGACGGCUACGACUCGCAUUUGCAACAUCAUCAUCAUUCUCGGCUUGUCAGGCACCUGUCGGG